Akanthomyces muscarius is the source of this 2259-nucleotide messenger RNA. RefSeq lists its product as uncharacterized. Lineage: Eukaryota; Fungi; Ascomycota; Sordariomycetes; Hypocreales; Cordycipitaceae. The record is from RefSeq and is a predicted model, not a curated record. The coding region runs from base 1 to 2259 and encodes 752 amino acids. Gene Ontology annotation, molecular function: ATP binding; ATP hydrolysis activity. The transcript has 2 exons.
AUGGAGGCCGAGAUAAAGGCCACAAUCCCCAACAUCGACCCUGUGGUCUCGGAGUACUCGGUGGGCUACCUGAACCAUGCCUCGCUGGCCUGGUCAGACGAAAGUGGUGAGGGCGCAGAGGCCGUUUCGCCCCUCGCCGAAGCUGCGUACACCAUCACCGAGCUGCUGAUCUCAGCCUCCGAGAAAUCCGACACCAGGUUCCAGGACAAGAUCAAGGCUCUCGUCGAGAAAUGGGUCGAAAAGUACGCCGUCGCCAACGGCGGCGAACGCCACGGGCCGCUGGCCAUCCGCCGCCUGGACCAGACCAUUCAGGUCAGUACGCAGCGCAACAUGUCGUCGACUCUGGCCGUUGCCAGCGGCGGCGUCGAUCUCGAGUCCGCCAACGCCCGCAAGGUCGAGUCCAAGGUCGACCGCAAGAAGCUCGAAAAGGCCGAGCGCAAGAUUGCCGCCAAGCAGCAGAAGAAGGUGUACAAGAAUGUCGAGUACGAGGCCUCGAAGCUGCUGGAUAUGGGCGAAGACGCGCAAUCGUACGAGGAGUUCUACAUGGCCGUCAACCCGCUCCAGAUCGGCAACGCCGGCGCCAACAAGACCAAGGACAUCAAGCUCGACAACAUCGAUGUCUCGAUCGGAGCUCAGCGCAUCCUCACCGACACUACCCUUACCCUCGCUUACGGUCAUCGGUAUGGUCUGGUUGGUAACAACGGUGUCGGUAAAUCUACUCUUUUGCGUGCCUUGUCGAGGCGUGAGGUUGCCAUUCCUACCCAUAUUUCCAUUCUCCACGUUGAACAAGAACUUACCGGCGACGAUACCUCUGCGAUCCAGGCUGUUUUGGACGCUGAUGUUUGGCGCAAGGUCCUGAUGAGAGAGCAAGAUGAGCUCACAACCGCCCUGGCUGAGCUGGAAAUCAAGCGAGCACCUCUUGCCGAUACAUCGGCAGAUGCUGCCAAGCUUGAUCUCGAAAAGGAAACCAUGGAUACGAAGCUAGGCGAUGUUCAGGGCAAGCUUGCCGAAAUGGAGUCCGACAAGGCCGAGUCGCGUGCUGCCAGUAUUCUUGCUGGUCUCGGCUUCUCCCCCGAGCGUCAGCAGUUUGCGACCAAGACAUUCUCUGGUGGUUGGCGUAUGCGUCUGGCUCUUGCACGAGCCCUGUUCUGCGAGCCUGAUCUGCUGCUUCUCGACGAACCGUCCAACAUGUUGGACGUCCCAUCCAUUACCUUCCUUUCCGGAUAUCUCCAAAAUUACCCCAGCACGGUCUUCGUCGUCUCCCACGACAGAGCGUUCCUCAACGAGGUCGCUACAGAUAUUGUCCACCAGCACUCCGAGCGUCUCGACUACUACAGAGGAGCCAACUUUGACUCCUUCUACGCUACUCGCGAAGAGCGCAAGAAGAUUGCCAAGAAGGAGUACGAGAACCAGAUGGCGUACCGUGCGCAUCUGCAGGCUUUCAUUGACAAGUUCCGAUACAACGCCGCCAAGUCCUCCGAGGCGCAGUCUCGCAUCAAGAAGCUCGAGAAGCUCCCUGUAUUGGAGGCACCCGAAGCCGAGUACAGCGUUAAGUUUGUUUUCCCUGAUGUGGAGAAGCUGUCGCCUCCCAUCAUCCAAAUGUCCGAGGUCACUUUCGGUUACUCCCAAGACAAAGUCCUGCUGCGUAACGUGGAUCUCGACGUCCAGCUAGACUCUCGUAUUGGUAUCGUUGGGCCCAACGGUGCAGGUAAGACUACUGUCCUAAAGCUGCUCAUCGGCAAGCUGCAGGCACUCAGCGGUAUCAUCUCGGCCAACUCGCGCCUGCGCAUUGGCUUCUUUGCACAGCAUCAUAUUGACGCCCUUGACCUCACGGUCAGCGCCGUGUCCUUUAUGGCCAAGAACUACCCUGGCAGGUCGGAUGAGGAGUACCGCCGCCAGCUUGGCGCGUUUGGUAUCACCGGCACGACCGGUCUGCAAAAAAUGGCCCAGCUUUCUGGAGGUCAGAAGUCGAGAGUAGCGUUUGCGUGCCUGGCCCUGACGAACCCGCACAUUCUCGUUCUUGACGAACCUUCUAAUCAUCUUGAUAUCGAGGCCAUGGACGCGCUGGCCGAAGCGCUCAAUGCCUUCCAGGGCGGUGUGCUUAUGGUUUCUCACGACGUGACGAUGCUGCAGAUGGUGUGCACAUCGUUGUGGGUAUGUGACGGUGGCACAGUAGAGAAGUUUGAUGGCGACGUGAACCAGUACAAGAAGAGAAUUGCAUCGCAGGCCGAUGCAGCCGGUGUUGUGAAGCAGCACUGA